AUGAAGGCCCAGCUGUCCACCUCCGUGUCCCCGCCUGGAAGCCUCCUCUCCUGGGCUCGUCUCGCCGCAGACAGCCCGCUGUUCUGGUUCUCCAGGGACAUCAUUAGCCUCGGAAACAUACACGGACUGGACCUGACUCUGAGCCAGGACUGGACCGUGAGGGACAGGAGGCCCCUGGACUCUGUGGAGGUGAGGGACAGGAGGCCCCUGGACUCUGUGGAGGUGAGGGACAGGAGGCCCCUGGACUCUGUGGAGGUAAGGGACAGGAGGCCCCUGGACUCUGUGGAGGUGAGGGACAGGAGGCCCCUGGACUCUGUGGAGGAGGUGAGGGACAGGAGGCCCCUGGACUCUGUGGAGGAGGUGAGGGACAAGAGGCCCCUGGACUCUGUGGAGGAGGUGAGGGACAGGAGGCCCCUGGACUCUGUGGAGGAGGUGAGGGACAGGAGGCCCCUGGACUCUGUGGAGGUGAGGGACAGGAGGCCCCUGGACUCUGUGGAGGUGAGGGACAGGAGGCCCCUGGACUCUGUGGAGGUAAGGGACAGGAGGCCCCUGGACUCUGUGGAGGAGGUGAGGGACAGGAGGCCCCUGGACUCUGUGGAGGAGGUGAGGGACAAGAGGCCCCUGGACUCUGUGGAGGAGGUGAGGGACAGGAGGCCCCUGGACUCUGUGGAGGAGGUGAGGGACAGGAGGCCCCUGGACUCUGUGGAGGAGGUGAGGGACAGGAGGCCCCUGGACUCUGUGGAGGUAAGGGACAGGAGGCCCCUGGUCUCUGUGGAGGAGAUGAGGGACAGGAGGUGCUAG
This is a messenger RNA of Knipowitschia caucasica, 801 nucleotides long. The record is from the annotation of a GenBank genome assembly. NCBI's taxonomy places the organism in Eukaryota, Metazoa, Chordata, Actinopteri, Gobiiformes, Gobiidae.